Messenger RNA from Aspergillus fijiensis CBS 313.89, 826 nucleotides. Its product is annotated as putative cytokinesis EF-hand protein Cdc4. Gene Ontology annotation, cellular component: myosin II complex. Gene Ontology annotation, biological process: mitotic actomyosin contractile ring assembly. Gene Ontology annotation, molecular function: calcium ion binding. The record is from RefSeq and is a predicted model, not a curated record. The coding region runs from base 224 to 676 and encodes 150 amino acids. The transcript has 4 exons. NCBI's taxonomy places the organism in Eukaryota, Fungi, Ascomycota, Eurotiomycetes, Eurotiales, Aspergillaceae.
CGAGAGAGUUGUUUGGAACCAUGGUGGAAUCCCGGCCCUCUCGUCUGCCCGUCCAAUCCCUUCCGCCCCUCGUUUCCGCGGAUCGCAGCCUUGCGUCGCUGGUUGCUCGUCACCUCAGCGGCACGAUCUGAAUCUCUCUCUUUCCUUCUCUUCUUCAUCCCCGUCGCUUCCAUUCCUUCUCUGCCGUUUCUAUCUAUCUAUCUUUAUCGCAUCGCAUCUGAAGAUGGCACACUCACCUCAUUCUCACCACGAUCAACAGGCCUCGACCAACUACAAGGAAGCUUUCUCGCUGUUCGACAAGCGCGGUACCGGCAAGGUCGCCAUCGAAUCGCUGGGCGAUCUCCUCCGUGCCUGCGGGCAGAACCCCACGUUGGCGGAAAUCGCGGAUCUGGAGAAGAGCGUGGGCGGAGACUUUGACUUCGAGUCGUUCUUGAAGGUCCUCAACCGCCCCGGAGGAUUCCGCGAUCCCGGCGAGCCCGAGGAAUACACCCGUGGAUUCCAAGUGUUUGAUAAGGACUUGACUGGAUUUAUUGGAGUGGGCCAACUGCGCUACAUUCUUACCAACCUGGGCGAGAAGAUGUCCGACGAGGAAGUCGAUGAGUUGCUGAAGGCCGUUGACACUAGCUCCGGCGAGAUCAACUAUACCGAUCUCGUCCGCACCAUCCUUGCCAACUAAACGACAUACGAUACCCUUUCCCUGACGCUUCGUGACGAAAUGCCUCCUUUCUUCUUCCCUGCGCGAUCCCUGUUGCCGGAGUUGUCGGCUUGAGAUUAGAUUAGUUCAUCUGUUAUAAAGUUUAUUCCGCUUGUAGUGUAUAUGGAGCUG